AUGAAAGGGCAGGGGGCAGUGAGGGCUUCAGUCGACAAUUAAAAACAAAAGCAAAAACAACCGAACCAAACAAAACAAACCUCCAAACCCAAAAUAAAACAAAAAGAGAAUAACCCGGUUCCUAUUUGCACCUGCUUCAGUGGACACUGAAUUUGGAAGGCAGAGGGUUUUCCUUGUUUUUGUUUUGUUUCCUUCAAGACUUGGGCAUCUUUUGACUCAACCCUCCCAAGAUUUCAGGAACAGACUGUGAGCCUAGCAGGGCAGAUCGUGUCCAGCGCGUGUUUUCCUGGGCAGGAGACUUCGAGGCUGUCAGAGUGCUGUUGCGUGGUUAUUCCUGCAAGUUUCCUUCCCAGGAGCUUCCCGCAGGUGGGCAGUUAGCUGCAGUGACUACCGCAUCGCAGCCUGUUGAACUCUUCUCAGCCAGAGAAGGGGAAGCGGAAUAAAGGAAUUAGGCGGAAGAGUCAGCCAAGCUCAAGAAUGGAGGUACAGUUAGGGCUAGGGAGGGUUUACCCCCGGCCGCCGUCCAAAACCUAUCGAGGAGCUUUCCAGAACCUGUUCCAGAGCGUGCGCGAAGUGAUCCAGAACCCGGGCCCCUGGCACCCUGAGGCAGCGAGCGCAGCACCUCCCGGCGCCCGUUUGCAGCAGCAGCAGCAGCAGCAGCAGCAGCAGUCGCCGCAGGAGAUCGGUCCUCGGCAGCAGCAGCAGCAGCAGCAGCAGCAGCGUCAGGGUGACGAUGGCUCUCCCCAAGCCCAGAGCAGAGGCCCCACAGGCUACCUGGCCCUGGACGAGGGACAGCAGCCAGCCCCCAAGGGCCAUCCGGAGACCGGCUGCGUUCCAGAGCCUGGAGUGGCUUCAGCCACCGGCAAGGGGCUGCAGCAGCAGCAGCCAGCACCACCGGACGAGGAUGACUCAGCUGUCCCAUCCACGUUGUCCCUGCUGGGCCCCACUUUCCCGGGCUUAGGUAGCUGUUCCACCGAUCUUAAAGACAUCCUGAGCGAGGCCGGCACCAUGCAACUCCUUCAGCAGCAGCAGCAGGAGGUAGUAGUAUCGGAAGGUAGCAGCAGCGGGAGAGCGAGGGAGGCCGCUGGUGCUCCCACCUCCUCCAAGGACAGUUACCUAGGGGGUAGUUCGACCAUCUCGGACAGCGCCAAGGAGUUGUGUAAGGCAGUGUCGGUGUCCAUGGGCUUGGGUGUGGAGGCAUUGGAGCAUCUGAGUCCUGGGGAACAGCUUCGGGGGGAUUGCAUGUACGCCCCGCUCCUGGGAGGUCCACCCGCUGUACGUCCUUGCGCCCCGCUGGCCGAAUGCAAAGGUUCUCUGCUGGAUGACGGGCCAGGCAAGGGCACCGAAGUAACUGCUGAGUAUUCCCCUUUCAAGGCAGGUUAUGCGAAAGGAUUGGAUGGCGACAGCCUGGGUUGUUCGGGCAGCGGUGAAGCAGGGGGCUCCGGAACACUUGAGCUGCCAUCCACCCUUUCUCUCUACAAGUCUGGAGCACUAGAUGAAGCGGCAGCUUGUCAGAGUCGCGACUACUACAACUUUCCGCUCGCCCUAGCCGGGCCGCCGCCCCCUCCGCCACCUCCCCAUCCUCACACCCGUAUCAAGCUGGAAAACCCGCUGGACUAUGGCAGCGCCUGGGCGGCUGCGGCGGCACAAUGCCGUUAUGGGGAUCUGGCGAGCCUGCAUGGCGGGGGUGCAGUGGCACCCAGCUCAGGCUCACCCUCGGCCACCGCCUCCUCUUCCUGGCACACUCUCUUCACAGCAGAAGAAGGCCAGCUGUACGGGCCCUGCGGCGGGAGCGGAGGCGGCAGCGCUGGUGAGGCAGGGUCUGUAGCCCCCUAUGGCUACACUCGGCCACCUCAGGGGUUGGCAGGCCAAGAAGGUGACUUCCCUCCACCUGAUGUGUGGUAUCCCGGCGGUGUGGUGAGCAGAGUGCCCUAUCCGAGUCCCAGUUGUGUCAAAAGCGAGAUGGGCCCCUGGAUGGAGAGCUACUCCGGACCGUAUGGGGACAUGCGUUUGGAGACUGCCAGGGACCAUGUUCUACCCAUUGACUAUUACUUUCCACCCCAGAAGACCUGCCUGAUCUGCGGUGAUGAAGCUUCUGGCUGUCACUAUGGAGCUCUCACUUGUGGAAGCUGCAAAGUCUUCUUUAAAAGAGCCGCUGAAGUGUCCUCUUCACUCCCUGGCUUUUUGAGUAACAUUUCCCAGGGACAAAUUAAGUAUGCUAGAAAGAUCUGCUUGCAGCUUCAACAGAGCCUUGAUCAGAAUCUCUUGGUAAUUGUGAAACUGUGUGUGGUAGAUCUUUGCAGUUUGGCUUCUGUUGAAAGGGUAAAUGUUAGAACCUCAUUUUCUCCAAAGGCAACGGCUCUCAGCAUUUCAAGUAAGCAGGUGAGCUUGUACCUGCCAGAAGAGUGUAGAGAAGAAGAAACUUCCUCCUAUACAAAAGAAGAAACAGAUUUGGGAGGUGAAUGA
Molecule: messenger RNA, 2466 nt
Organism: Leptonychotes weddellii (Weddell seal)
Lineage: Eukaryota; Metazoa; Chordata; Mammalia; Carnivora; Phocidae
Source: RefSeq, a predicted model, not a curated record